UUUCUCUCUAAAGUCUAAACAAUUGAAGAAAGGGAGAGAAGGGAAAAAAAAGCCCUAAUUCUCACUCUACUCCAUUAUUCUUCCCCAUAAUCACUCCUCAAUUCUCCUCGAGUAUUUCUAUUCCAGGGCUUCUGUUUCAUGUUUGUUUAGCAACUGUUCUUUUCGUGGCUCUUUCGUGGUUUUUUUUGGGCGAAAGGUGCCUGGAAUUUGCAGAUCUAGGGUUUUUUUUUUUUCACAGUUCGUUGCCCUAUAUUUUCUGUAAAUUAUGAAGGGUUUCCGUGAUAACAACAAGGUUCCAUUUGAGCAGAGUCCGGAGAGGGUGGACGAAGGGGAAAAGGAGAAGAAGAAAGGUAGGAGAAGGGCUAAUCGAAAGCAAAGGCAGAACCAUGGAGGAUCUGGUUGUAGUUCAGGCUCGUGUCUGGUUGAAGGCUAUGGGCAGAUAUCAAACUGUUGUGAUGCCUCUAAUUAUGCACAAGAUACCAUGAAGUCGUCCUCUUUACCUUAUCAAAAUUGUGUUGGGGGAAAUGGCAUGGUGUCAAAUGACAAUACCGGUUCAGAGUUUGGCCAACGAGAGUUUUCUCCAAAAAUAAUUUCAUAUCAGAGAUCAAAUAGGGCAUCUGACAUUUCGUUUACAUCUCUACCCACAAUGCACAUACACAGUGGCGAUGCAUCAAAUCUGAAUUUGGGGUACUCACAAGAUCAAGAUAUAUUUUCAUGUAAUCUUGUUGGGGAAGUGUUUGCCGAUAUCUCAAAAUCAUGUCCAGAUCCCAUCACCAAUGAGCAUGUAACUGUUCUCUCUCCAAAUAGAGAACUCAUGCUUUACCAAAAUAACGAAGGAUAUCAUGAUAUGACCCAAAGAAAGUUCUCAGCUCACUGGUCUAUCCAGUCUGUUAACGAGGCAUUAGAGAAAGGCGAUGCUUUCAAGGCAUGCUUUCGUGUAAAUGCGCAUAACCGACUAGAGGCUUAUUGUACAUUAGAUGGAGUACCUACAGACGUUCUUAUUAGCGGUUUUGCCGCUCAAAAUAGAGCGAUUGAAGGUGAUACUGUAGCAGUUAUGUUGGACCCUGUGCCAUGUUGGACCAGAAUGAAGGGACUGCCUACUCAUAUAUACAAUUCUCCUCAGAAUGAUGACUGUUCUCCGCUCAAAGAAUCAGUUGGAGUGAGUUCCAAAGGAAAAGAAAAGGUUAAUGAUGGCUAUGAGUUUCCUGAUUAUGGAAAUGGUAGCUUUCCUUUUGACAAGUGUUGUGAACUUGAUGAAAAAACUAGCAGGUGUGAAACUGGAAAUGGAUUUGAAUUUGGUAAUUUUGGUUACCUUAUGGAUACUGUCAAAACAACUCGUACAAAUGAGGAGCCGAAGAAUGCUGCAAGUGCACUAGAAAAUCUUUGUACCAUCUUGAAGUUGUUUCCAAUGAAAAGGCCAACUGGUAGAGUUAUAGCGAUCAUUGAAAGAUCUACUCGACGUGAUGCCAUAAUUGGUUAUCUUGGUAGUCAGCAUUGGAUUUCUUUCAAGGACCUUACCAUGAAGGAGCAGUCCAUAGGCAAUCAAUUUAAGAGAAACCAGACCCUCACUUCAUCUCCUGGAGAAUAUGUCCAAUUGACCCCAACUGAUGCAAGAUUUCCCAAACUUAUGGUCCCUUUGAGCGGAUUACCGGAUAGCUUGAAAGAAAGGUUGCAAAAUGGUGAUGAAUUUGUUGAAAAGGAAUUGGUGGUUGCCCAAAUUGUUAACUGGCAGGAACAAAGCCUUCUACCUCUGGCUCGCGUUAAGCAAUGCUUGGGACAAGGUGGAGAAAUUGAAGCAGAGAUUGCUGCGAUUUUAUUUGAGCGUGCAAUUCAAAGUGCUGAAUUUUCCCCCGAGUCACUUGCCUGUCUCCCCAAAAUUCCUUGGAAAAUACCUGCGAAAGAGAUAAAAAGAAGAAAAGAUUUGAGGGACCUUUGCAUUUUCACCAUUGAUCCUUCUACUGCAACUGAUCUUGACGAUGCCCUAUCAUUUGAAUAUUUGUCUGAGGACGUUGUUAGAUUCGGAGUUCACAUUUCUGAUGUCUCAUACUUUGUUCAUCCAGACACAGCGCUAGAUAUGGAAGCCCAAGUUCGUUCCACCAGUGUCUAUCUUAUUCAACAUAGAAUCCCCAUGUUGCCUCCUUUACUUUCAGAGGACUUGGGAUCCCUUGUUCCUGGGGUUGAUAAGCUUGCCUUUUCAAUUAUAUGGGACAUAAACUUUGCUGGUGAGAUCAUUGAUCAUUGGAUUGGCGGCACUGUUAUUCGGUCAUGUUGUCAGCUCUCUUAUCAACAUGCACAUGAGAUUAUAAAUGGUUCUUCUGAUUUGCAAAGAUUUAUUGCCUCUGAAGAUGGGUGGCCUGAACUACAUGGGAAAUUUGAGUGGAAAGAUGUUAUUGAAGCAGUGAGAGGUCUUCAUGGAAUCUCUAAGAAGCUGAGAGAAAAGAGGUUUGAAAGAGGGGCUCUGUUGCUUGAUAGCUCCAAGCUUGGUUUCUUGUUCGAUGAUGAUGGAAUACCCUAUGAUAGUACUUUUAGCGAGCGUAAAGAUUCUAGUUUUCUUGUGGAGGAAUUCAUGCUCUUGGCAAAUAUGACUACUGCAAGUGUUAUUUCUAGGGCAUUUCCUGAAUGUGCCCUUUUGCGUAGGCAUCCAGAACCAAACUCGAGGAAACUGAAAGAGUUUGAAGCUUUUUGUGGUAAACAUGGAUUUGAGUUGGAUACUUCUUCAUCUGGUCAUAUUCAUUUGUCUUUGCAAAAGUUAAAGGAAGUGCUAAAGGAUGAUCCUGAUUUAUUUGAGAUUCUCAUUUCAAAUGCUUCCAAGCCAAUGCAACUAGCUCAAUACUUCUGUACAGGAGAUUUAAGAGAUAGGGAAAGUGAGUGGGCUCACUAUUCUUUGGCAGUCCCUCUCUAUACCCAUUUUACAUCACCAUUGAGAAGAUACCCGGAUAUUAUAGUGCACCGUACAUUGACUGCUGUACUGGAAGCCGAACGGAUAUAUCUCAGGCAACAGAGACCUGUUCCCAAAGCAAUUAAGGGGGGCCCUGCAGAUGAGCAUGAAAUGGUCAGGAGAGUUUUUUCGGGUCUGAAUUUUGACGAGGAUGCUGCGAAAUCUAAGGAAGGUCGGGAUGCACUUUCAGCUGCUGCUUUGAAGCAUAAAGCUCCUACUUGUGCAGAACUUGUAGGAGUUGCUGCUCAUUGCAACGAGAGGAAGCUGGCCAGUAAGCAUGCUCAGGAAGCUGGCACUAAGCUGUAUCUUUGGGUGCUUCUCAAGAAGAAGCAGACCUUUAUAACAGAGGGCAGAGUCUUAGGACUGGGGCCAAAGUUCAUGAAUGUUUACAUCACUAAGCUUGCUAUGCAAAGCCGCAUAUAUUAUGAUGACGUCGAAGGGCUGGUCGUCCAUUGGCUCGAGGCUACAGGCACAUUGGUAUUGGACCUAUAUCCAUUGAAACGUUCCCAGAGAAAGGGUCACCUUGGGAAAUCUCGAAAUCUAGAUGAUUUUGCCCUAACAAUCAAAACAAGCGACUUGUCCGAGCCCACCUCCGAGCAGGAAGUUCGUGAUGAGAAUAUUACUCAUGAAGCCACACCAGGUUCAUGUCUAGUGGUCAACCCCUAUAAUAAACAAGUGCGGCAAAACCAGGCUGUUGAUCCAGCUGUUUUCCCCUUGACUUUGCAAUAUCUAUCAACUGUUCCUGUGUCGGUCAAUGCGGUGGGUGGCGAGAGAAGCCGAAUGGAUAUUGCAGUGAGGCUGUACGCGAGCUCUUAUCUGAUUUAAAGGAUUGCUUGAUGUGGUUGCCUAUUUAGAGAGAUUUGAAAGGAAAAUGAUAGGGAACUCAGCCGGCAUGCCUAUGCAAAAGGCUGACAAAACUAUGAUAUGUUUGGGUUUUGGGGGUGCUAAGUUGAGAAAUAGAAUAUAGAUGAAAAAAUUGGAAGCAAAGAACGCUUGCUUGGGGUAUCAGUUAGUUUUAGGUGGCAAGCUUCCUCUGUAACUUAGUGGGGAGUGUGAUGUAGAUAGGUAUGUGUGUGUAGAGAAAAAGAAAGUGUCAUUUUAUGGUUAAUGAUGGGGAUGGAGUAGGUUGAUGCUGGGAGUGUAAUUAGCUAACGUUUUGCAGGUAAAAGUCGGUGCUGUACAGGGAUGCGAAUAUGGCAAGGGUUUGGUCCCCAAGGAUUUGAGGAUGGAGUUUGGGGAGCUAUCCUAUAUUAGGUUUAUGUGCUUUUCUGGAAUCAGCCUAAAGUUUUUUGCUAGGCUUUUUCCACUUGAUGUGCCUUUUACUGAAGCCCUAUUAUUUUUUCAAGGGCUAGGCCUGCUCUUCCACUUGAAGUUGCUGUUGUACUUCACUUACUUAUUUUCAAUGGUUUAUAAUCUGUUGCAUUCCAUUAAUUUGGAAGCUUGUUUAUUCUAUAGUUGUGUUUGUUGUUUCUUUAGAUGUUUGGGUGGAUAUUUAUCAGUUGCAAUGGUUUGCUGCUUCUUGGAGGCUAGGGUUUACUGGUUCUUCAAAGUAUAUUGGAGCUGCGGCCCUACCAGAAAAUUGCCUAUUUAAG
Amborella trichopoda is the source of this 4530-nucleotide messenger RNA. Its product is annotated as Ribonuclease II/R family protein. Gene Ontology annotation, molecular function: RNA binding; 3'-5'-RNA exonuclease activity. The record is from RefSeq and is a predicted model, not a curated record. Gene Ontology annotation, biological process: mRNA catabolic process. Gene Ontology annotation, cellular component: P-body. Lineage: Eukaryota; Viridiplantae; Streptophyta; Magnoliopsida; Amborellales; Amborellaceae.